Messenger RNA from Drosophila sulfurigaster albostrigata, 707 nucleotides. RefSeq names its product probable insulin-like peptide 1 (gene Ilp1). The coding region runs from base 38 to 550 and encodes 170 amino acids. The transcript has a single exon. Gene Ontology annotation, cellular component: extracellular region. Gene Ontology annotation, molecular function: hormone activity. The record is from RefSeq and is a predicted model, not a curated record. NCBI's taxonomy places the organism in Eukaryota, Metazoa, Arthropoda, Insecta, Diptera, Drosophilidae.
GGCAAUCAGGCAAACGCACUCACAGGACUCCCGCAAAAUGUCGAACAACAGCAACAGCAGUCGAUGCAACAGCACCAACAUCAAGAGCAUUAGCAGCUCCUUUUAUGCAACACGCCACGGUGGCCAACAACGGCGGCAAUUGAUGUUGCAGCAGCUGUUGCUGCCACUGCUGCUGCUGGGCUGGUGUCGCUUCUGUUGCAGCAGCGCCAGCAAAGCCAGCGACAUCCGGGACAAUCGGGCACUCGCCUAUCUCCAGGGCAUGCACAAGCUGUGCGGCCAUGCGCUGAACAUUGCACUCGAUGCGGUCUGCUAUGACACCGGCUACAAUACGCUGGGCAAGCGACGCGCCGCCGCCGAUGCCAACACGCUGACGGAGACGAGUCAUCAUCCCGGCUACCAGCUGAGCUCCAUGCUGUCCAAUCUCUAUGGCACCGAAGUGCUGAUCAAGUCGCGUCGCCUGCGGCGUCAGAAUACUGGCAUCCAUGAGGAGUGCUGCUUGAAGGCCUGCUCCUACUAUGAACUGAGAGCCUAUUGCCGUCAGAAAGAAUAAUCACAAUCGCCUCUACACUCAUACUAUACACUCAAUGCUAAGAGAGAGACUCGCUCGUAUUCAUAUUCCAAAUCGUAUUCGUAUUUGUAUUCAUAUUCAUAUUCGUAUGCGCACUCGUAAAAGUAAUCAUAAUCGUAAUCACUUAUUUAUGCAGCAC